AUGGCCACCAACAUCACCUUCCACGCCGCCGCCCUGACCCGCAAGGAGCGCAACGACCUGCGCAAGCAGCAAGGUCUUACCAUCUGGCUGACCGGCCUCUCCGCCUCGGGCAAGUCUACACUAGCCGUCGAACUGGAGCACCAGCUGCUGCACGACCGCGGCGUGCACGCCUACCGUCUGGACGGCGACAACAUCCGGUUCGGCCUGAACAAGGACCUGGGCUUCAGCGAGUCCGACCGCAACGAGAACAUCCGCCGGAUCGCCGAGGUGGCCAAGUUGUUCGCUGAUUCCUCCGCCAUCGCCAUUACCUCGUUCAUCUCGCCCUACCGCAAGGACCGUGAGACCGCCCGCCAGCUGCACGAGGUGCCCACCCCCGGCGAGGAGACGGGGUUGCCUUUCGUCGAGGUCCACGUUGAUGUCCCCGUUGAGGUUGCUGAGCAGCGUGAUCCCAAGGGACUGUACAAGAAGGCUCGGGAGGGUAUUAUUAAGGAGUUCACUGGUAUCAGUGCCCCCUAUGAGGCGCCCGAGAAGCCCGAGGUGUACAUCAAGAACGUGGAUCUGGCUGUCCCCGAUGCUGUGAAGCAGAUCAUUGAUUACCUCGACUCCAAGGGUUAUCUGCCCCCCAAGAAGGAGUAA
Messenger RNA from Penicillium daleae, 636 nucleotides. Its product is annotated as adenylyl-sulfate kinase. Gene Ontology annotation, biological process: sulfate assimilation. The record is from RefSeq and is a predicted model, not a curated record. Gene Ontology annotation, molecular function: ATP binding; adenylylsulfate kinase activity. NCBI's taxonomy places the organism in Eukaryota, Fungi, Ascomycota, Eurotiomycetes, Eurotiales, Aspergillaceae. Bases 1 to 636 code for a protein of 211 amino acids. The transcript has 2 exons.